CACGUACCGCAAAAAAAAAAAAAAAAGUUUAAAAGUCAUCAUGUAGAUGGAUUUAAACCCAAAAUAGUGAGUGAGAACACCUUCAGAGUGAGUGCCGCUGGAAAAGAGAUGAGUCCACAGAUGGAGCCCUGGAGCACAUUUAUAUUUAGAGGGUGGGGAAGGGAGGAGGAGUCAGCAAAAAAGAGAAGGAACUGCUAGAAAGGAAGGAGGAAAAGUAGUCCAGAACGAUGUUCUGAAAGCCUAAGAGAAGAAAGCUUUUCAAGGAUGAAAGAGUAAUUCAACAUUUUUGUUAUGCAUAAUAUUUGCCCCAUUUGUUUCCCAACUAGUGGUGAUCCCUCCUCUUCAGCUAGAAAAAUGACGAUGUUCAGGAACUUAAAACUUCUUCUCUGGAAGAAUUUCAUUUUAAAGUCUCUACGUGGAGCCAAAAAGAUCUUUAAAAGAUCUGUGGGAUCUGGCCAGUCUCCCGAUUCAGCUCCUUCAGUGACUUCCGUUGCACUGGCAGUCAACCAGACCCUUCCUCAGUCUUGCUGGCUUCCUCUCUUCCUUGGGCUCCCAUACUGGUGGUGGUGCCACCUUUCAAUUCCCGGAAUCUGUUCCACCUCUGUGAAGGCAGAAGACUAUGUGUGUUUUAUUCAUACACCGUGCCUGGCACACAUUCUAGGCUAUCCUUCAGUACCUUCAUUUGAAAAUUACAUAAUUCAGGAUCCCAAAGCCUUCUACGUAUUGACUGGAAUUGGUUUUGAUCAUGGCUUCAAUGACAGCAAGGAGCCCUUGCCACUUGAGGUUAAGUAUUACUUGCGCUUCAGUAGUUUUCAGAGGAAUUAUUUAUUCUUGAGGCUAAUACUCCAUGAAGAUGACUUUCAAGGCUGGAGCACAUCCUAUCUUUAUCCUCCUAACCUAAGCCAAGAACCCUGGGACUAUGGACUUUCCGAUGGGGGAUCCCCUGGAUACAACAAAGGAGGCUUCCUGGCCAUACAGCAUGCAACAGAUAAAGCCAUCAUGUGGCACCACGCUCCCAAUGAGACGACCAAGUUGUUUGAGAGUCUCAUUGUGCUUCUGAAGAGAUUCCCACAUGGAGCCUAUGUCCAGGACAGUUUCUUCCUGGUCCUUCAGAAUGAGUUCCCUCUUUUCCUCAUGCUCAGCUUCAUCUACAUUGAGCUCACCACCAUCAAUUCCAUUGCACUGGAGAAAGAGAGAAAAUUGAAGGAGUUUAUGUGUAUGAUGGGGCUGCACAACUGGCAACACUGGGUUGCUUGGUUCACCAUAUUCUCCAUUUCUGCCUUCAUUGUUGUUUCUUUCAUGACCAUUCUCUUCUGCACAAAGCUUAUGUUGCAGCUGCCUCCAGAGGCAUCAUCUUCUUCUUCACCUACCUCCCAUACCUGUACCUCGCUUUCAGCUACAACCAAAGGAGUCACUUCCAAAAGAUUGCCUUUUGUCUCCUCUCCAGUGUUGCCAUGGCACUGGGAUUACCACCUCCUCAAUCCUGCCAUGUGGCAACAGAUGCAGGGUGCUGCUGAUGCUACUGCUGGACUCUUAAAUGGCUUGGUGGCCUGGUAUGCGGAGUCUGUCUUCCCAGGGGUGUAUGGUACACCCAAACCUUGGUACUUCUUUCUCAUGCCCUCCUACUGGCGUGGAGAACCUAUAUCCUUUACGAAUUCAGUGCUGGAGUUGGGGGAUCCUCAGAAAGCUCUGAAAAGCAAGUUCAUUCAGGAAGAGCCUACUGAUUUGAUAAAAGGAAUUGAAAUCCAACAUCUAUACAAGCUGAAAGACUUGUUGCGCCAGAAGUGCCCUGAAGAAAUCAAACGUGUGCUGCACAUCCUCAGUCUGGAGGACAAACGGGACUCCCGGAGCAGGUUCCUGAGUGGGGGAAUGAGGCACAAGCUCUCCAUUGGCAUCGCCCUCAUCAGCAUCACCCUCAUCGCAGGCUCCAAGGUGCUGAUGCUGGAUGAGCCAACCUCAGGCGUUGACGCCAUCUCCAGGAGGGCCAUCUGGGACCUUCCUCAGCAGCACAAAAGUGACCGCACCAUCCUGCUGACCACCCACUUCGUGGAUGAGGCCAACCUGCUGGGGGACCACAUCGCCAUCAUGGCCAAGGGGGAGCUGCAGUGCUGCGGGUCAUCUCUGUUCCUGAAGCAGAAAUAUGGUGCAGGAUAUUAUAUGACUUUAGUGAAAAAACCUCACUGUAACAUGGAGAAGAUUUCUCAUCUGAUUUAUCAACACACACCAAAUGCAAUUUUCCAGUCUAGCACUGGAGAAGAAAUAACAUUUAUACUUCCUAAAGAGAGUGUGCACAUGUUUGAAUCUCUAUUUACUGACUUGGAACUGAGGCAGGAAGAGCUGGGCAUUGCCGGCUUUGGGGCCUCUGUCACAACUAUGGAAGAAGUCUUCAUUCAGGUUAGUAAGUUGGUAGAUUCCAGUAUAGAUAUGCAAAUCAUCAAGCUUCCCUCCUUCCAUUCUCACCCGCUGGUUAGCAGAGUUCCUGUUAAUAGAAUUAAACGUCUUAAUUCAAGGAUUUUCUCAAUACAGUCCAGCCUACCAAUCCAACCAAACACUGGGUUCAGCCUUCUCUGCCAACAGUUCUAUGCCAUGUUCUUGAAAAGGGCUACAUAUUCUUGGUGCAACUCGAUGAUGAUGCUGUCAAUACAGAUCCUGGUACCUCUGGUGAUCCUUAUGGUCAGCCUCUCAUUCCUCAACUUCAGUACAAGCAUGGAAAAUGUCCCAUUGGAGUUGACUCUAAAAACAUAUGGUCAAACUAUUGUUCCAUUCUUUAUUUCUCUGAAAUCCAGGCUGGGUCCUCAGCUUUCAGAACAUUUUACAGAUAUGCUCAUGGCUGAAGAACAGAUUCCUCUGCAGCUCAUGGGGAACGUAGAGCCAUUCCUCCUGAAAAAGUUAGAGGAGGAGCCCGAGGUCUUUGAUAAGAACUACCUAGUGGCAGCUUCCUUUGAAGACAUGGGGAACCACACCAUAGUGACAGCGCUGUUCAACAACCAGGCAUACCAUUCCCCUGCCCUGGCGCUGGCACUGGUGGACAAUGUCCCCUUCAAGUUGCUUUCUGGUGCCAGGGCUUCAAUAAUGGUAUUCAACCACCCUCAACCUCAGUCAAACAAGGAGACCUCGGAGAAUAUCUUGUACGAGGGUCCUAAAGGACAUUAUCUUGUUAUCAACUUACUUUUUGGAAUGGCUUUCCUGUCUAGCUCUUUCUCCAUCUUGACAGUCAAAGAGAGAUGCAUCAAGACCAAGCAGGUCCAGUUCAUCAGUGGCGUUUACGUGGCUACUUUCUGGCUCUCCGCUCUGCUGUGGGACCUCAUCUCCUUCCUCAUCCCCACUCUGCUGCUGCUGGUGGUGUUUUUGUACUAUGAUGAAGAAGCUUUUACACACCCAGAAAACAUCCCUGCUCUUGUCUUGAUGCUAAUGCUCUAUGCCUCUAUCAUCCCCUUCAUCUACCUGACCAGCUUCUGCUUUGACAAUGCGGGUAGCGCCUGUGUUAAGCUCAUCAUCACGCUCACCUUUUUGAACAUCGGCCCCCUUGUUCUCGUCUCAGUCACAAGUGAAAAAGAUCUAGGCUACACAAAAGCCUCAGAGUCUUUGGAUCACACAUUUCUACCGCUUCCAGGCCACUGCCUGGGGAUGGCUUUCUCCAACCUAUAUUACAACUUUGAACUACAGACGUUUUGCAAUGCCAAGAGCCUGAACCAGACUGAAUGCAAUCAAGUGAGGCAGUGGAUUGGCUACUCUCCCCAGUUUGAUGCCCUGCUGGACCACAUGACGGACAAGGAGACACUGGUCAUGUACGCCUAGCUCCGGGGCAUCCCCAAGCUCCACAUCAGUGCCUGUGUGGACCAAAUUCUUGAUGAUUUACUCAUGUACACGUACGCCGACAACCUGGUGAAGACCUACAGCGGUGGCAACAAGCGGAAGCUGAGCACCGGCACUGCCUUGCUUGGAGAGCCCACAGUCAUCUUCCUGGGCGAGCCGUCCACUGGCAUGGACCCCGUGGCCCGGAGCCUGCUCUGGGGCACCGUUGCGAGGGCCUGCAAGUCUGGCAAGGCCAUUGUCAUCACCUCCCACAGCAUGGAGGGCUGUGAGGCCUUGUGCACCUGGCUGGCCAUUAUGGUGCAGCAUCAGUUCAAGUGCCUGGGCAGCCCACAGCACCUCAAGAGCAAGUUUGGCAGUGGCUACUCCCUACGGGCCAAGAUCUGGAGCGACAGGCAGCAGGAGGCCCUGGAAGAGUUCAAGGCAUUCGUGGACCUGACCUUCCCAGGUGUUUGGCAUUUUGGAGCAAGCCAAGAAAAAGUACAUGUUGGAAGACUACUCAGUCAACCAGAUCUCUCUGGAGGACAUCUUCCUGAGCUUCACCUGCCCUGUGCCCCCCAACCAACGGGAAAACAAACAAGCGAAGGCAGAACCUGCAGGCCCCUUGUUACCCUUUCCACCUCUCUCUCCACCUUCUCCCCAGCCUCCCUAAGCAGCCUCAGAGGAACAACACCUGCCAUGUCCUGUCAGGAGUAUGGAGGCCUGGGGGUGACCAUGGUUGUAAUGAUGCCGUACUUCUGA
Delphinapterus leucas (beluga whale) is the source of this 4554-nucleotide messenger RNA. The record is from RefSeq and is a predicted model, not a curated record. NCBI's taxonomy places the organism in Eukaryota, Metazoa, Chordata, Mammalia, Artiodactyla, Monodontidae.